CUCUGUUAUAAAAAAAUGUUUGAAAGCUUAAAGCAAACAUUCUUUCGCUUCUUAACAUUUGAGAAUCAUCUUAGCAUCAAUAAACGCUUGAUAUUUUCUUGGCUGUUGAUGUUUCCUGGUUGAGCACCAAACACGAAGACAUAUAAAUAAUUUUCGAAUUUUAAUCAAGUUUGAUAUUUCGAUUUGAAUUUAAAUGUGAACAGCUUCAACAGCAGACUGGCAUUCUCUGCUUUUUUCGUUCAAAUUGGAAUAAGUGCCGUGCUUUAAAAUCUUACAGUUAGAAUAAUAUGUCUCUUAAUUUACCUACAGUGUAUGUACAUAAUUUAGGAAAACUGUGUUUCAGACAAUCUCUGCUAAAACAGAAAGAAGCUGUCAAAACUAUUAUGCAAAAACUAUCUUUGAAACAAAUAGAAAAAUUGCCUAAUUUCUUAUUUUUGGUUGAACAUAGUCCUGUUUAUACUGUCGGCAUUCGUAAUCAACAAUAUGUUACUGAUAGCGAAAAAUUAAAAAGUCACGGAGCUGAUUUUGUUGUUACUGAUCGAGGAGGAUUGAUUACAUUUCAUGGACCAGGGCAACUUGUAUCAUAUCCAGUACUUUAUUUAGGAAGUUUUAACUCGAAAAAAAGUGUUAGGUGGUAUGUUAGGCAGUUAGAAAAUACUUUAGUAGAAACUUGCACAUAUUUCAAUAUUAAAGCUGGAACUUCCAAAGAUGUUGGUGUAUGGGUGGAAAAUCGGAAAAUUGCAGCCUUAGGUAUCCAUGCCUCCCGUUAUGUGACAUCCCAUGGUGUUUCUCUGAAUUGUAACAUAGAUUUAAACUGGUUUUCUCACAUUGUGCCAUGUGGACUUGAAAAUAAAGAAGUCACAUCUUUGUCUAAGGAAACUAAAUGUGAAGUAACUGUUAAAGAAACUAUACCGCAUUUUUUGAAUGCUUUUCAAAAAUAUUUCCCUUGCAAUUUUAAAUUUGAAAAUAAUUUAUAGCGUUUGUUAAAUUAUUCAAAUAAUAAUUAUAGUUAAUAGUUAUAAGCUUAGCUAGUUAAAAUAAAUGGAUAUUUUU
This is a messenger RNA of Parasteatoda tepidariorum (common house spider), 1053 nucleotides long. It is a transcript of the gene Lipt2, whose product is annotated as Lipoyl(octanoyl) transferase 2. Gene Ontology annotation, biological process: protein lipoylation. NCBI's taxonomy places the organism in Eukaryota, Metazoa, Arthropoda, Arachnida, Araneae, Theridiidae. Gene Ontology annotation, molecular function: lipoyl(octanoyl) transferase activity. The record is from RefSeq and is a predicted model, not a curated record.